Molecule: messenger RNA, 1164 nt
Organism: Melampsora larici-populina 98AG31
Lineage: Eukaryota; Fungi; Basidiomycota; Pucciniomycetes; Pucciniales; Melampsoraceae
Exons: 7
Coding region: 1-1164 (387 amino acids)
Source: RefSeq, a predicted model, not a curated record
AUGAGACCUUCCAAUUUUGCGAGUCCUGCUUCAAACUAUGACCGUUUGGCAUCAACUCCCAAUCUCCGCCUCCGCCAAGCCUCCGCCGCUUUUGGAUUGGAUAUUGAUCCAUAUCACCGGACACCGCCUAACCUCCGCCAACAAACAUCUGGGAUGUUUCGUCCUGAAGAUUCCACUGAUGAGCCUAAUUAUCGUUUGGUUCUAGAUGAUGACAUCCAGUCCACCUCCAAUAGCACUCAACCGGAGGUGGAUUCUAGGUUGGGGCGUGAAGAUAUUGGGGUGGAUCAUUCUGUGGUGUUAGAAUGGAUCAACUCCUUUGGCGACAAAUUUGGCCUCACUCUGGAUGAAAAGGCAGAGGUUGAAAUUGUGUUUAAGCAAUCCAACAACGUGGCUCGUGAAAUAGCCACAAUGUGCUUUUAUCAAUCUCAAUUUGCCAAACUGGAGAAAAAAAUAGAUGAGCAAACAGUUAACAUCCCCACCACUCCCAUCACCACAGGAGUCAACCUCCCACAACUUGAGUUCCACUUUAAUACCAGUGUGCGAAGUUACAUUUGGGAGCAAGUCAAAGAAGCCCUAGUCGGAAGUGCGAUACAGUCGUAUGCCACCAACUUUACCAGCUCCAACGAACCAAUUCUGGAUUCUUUCGAAAAUCAUAUGAUAACAAUCAUCCUUAACGAACGAACCAAGGUACCCGACACCAACCUGCCUGAAGGUUUUCGAGCUAGUGAUCCUACCGCGGAUACCCAGGUGCGGAAGGUUGUUAAGGAGAUAGGCAAGUCGGAAAGGAACAAGUUUCAAAAUACAAAAUUACCCGAAAACCCAUCAAGAAAUUUGGGCCAACACAUUGAUUGCAGACAAAUCUCGGCUUGCCCUUUUGGAACCAUGUACCUUCUACAACCCAAAGACUCAACACAGCCACGCGAAGGACUUUCAAAAAACAAGUUUGAACGUUCGAUGUGGGAUCCAGUCGACGAGCGGUUGACAUGGAUCCGAAGUCUCAAACCAGAUCAUCAAAAGUUGUUUUACAAAUGGAUCAUGCACUACGAUGGGAAAAUCUUCACCGGGAACAACACUUUUGAGGAGAUUAAAAAAAAAGGCAACAUUCAUAUUCUUGACGCAGCCGAAUUUGGCAUGUGGAUCAUAGAAGGAUGUCCCAUCAAUUAA